AGAGGCGGCGGCGGCGGCGCGCGCGGCGCGGGAGCACGUGGGGGCGCCGCCACCGGCCCCGCUCCCGCCGCCGCCGCCGCCAUGGAGGAGCCGCCGCCCGAGCAGCCCCCGCCGCCCCCCGCACCCCCGGCGGGCGGGGAGGAGCCCGCGGCCGGUCCCGAGUGGAACAUCCCGCCCAACGCGCCCGCCUGCAUGGAGCGGCACCUGGAGGGCGCGCACUACCGCGCAGACGGGGCCUUACUGCUGGGCGCCUCGGGGCUGAGCGGGCGCUGCUGGGCCGGAUCCCUCUGGGUCUUCGCCGAUCCCCGCCGCGCCCCCAGCGAGGGCUUCUGCACCGCCGGCGUCCAGACCGAGGCGGGGGUCGCCGACCUGCGCUGGGUGGCUGACAGGGGCAUCCUGGUGGCCUCCGACUCCGGUGCCGUGGAGCUGUGGGAGCUGGAUGAGAACGAAACCCUCAUCGUCAACAAGUUCUGUAAAUACGAACACGAUGACAUCGUGAUGACGGUGGACGUCCUGGCCAGCAGCACCCAGGCUGUCAGCGGCAGCAGGGAUUUCUGCGUGAAGGUCUGGGACCUCCUGCAGCAAACGGUGCUGCACUCCUACAGAGCUCACUCCGGUUCAGUGACAUGCGUGGCUUCCUGUCCCGGCAAGGACACUGUGUUCCUGUCCUGUGGUGAGGACAGCAGAACUUUACUCUGGGACACCAGAUGCCCCAAACCAGCUACUCGAAUUGUUUGCAGUGCCUGUAAUCACCUCCCUACCUCAGUCAUGUGGCAUCCACAGAAAAGUGACAUCUUUGCUUUGGGUGAUGAAAAUGGAACAGUUGCACUAGUAGACACAAAGAAUCCCGAUUCUGCCCUCAGCUCCGCUGUGCACACCCGAAGUAUCAGGGGGUUUGCAUUUUCUGCACAUAGUUCACCCUUACUGGCUUCAAUCAGUGAAGACUGUUCGGUAGCUGUUCUUGACUCAGACCUCUCUGAGGUGUUCAGGAACCGUUCUCAUCGGGACUUUGUAACAGGCUUAUCGUGGUCUCCUUCAGACAACGCCUUGCUCACUACAGUUGGAUGGGAUCAUCAGGUUUUACAUCACACUGUCCCCAUACCAACUGGUGAAGCUUCUGGAGUCAACUGUGUAAAAGAAUAGUUUUAUAAACUCACGGUCCAAUUCCUUCCUGGCAUUACUUUGAUUCUGCUGAAUUCAAAGGUGUCUGUGAACUGGAGUGGGUAUGGUCUGUUGUCUGCCUUGAACGUGUGACUAAGGAGGUUCCCGUAGUAAUUUUGAAUUAGGCAUAAGUUAGUUACAAACCAGGCUUUAUCCUCUCCUCAGGAGUUGGCUUCACCUGUGAUAAGACUUCAGUGUUUUACUGAGAAAAAAAUUGACUUCAGGCACAGAGGAGACUUAGAGAGACAGGGAAUUAGGUAUAAUAAAAAAAAAAGAAAACGACUCAAUUCCUCCCUCGGUUCUCCAAACCAUCCGUGGAAUUAAUAGAAACAUUUUUGUGGGGAGUUAAAAACCAACACCUCUUGUUAGCUUGAUGUGAGAGCCUCACCCCUGAGCAAAGCUCUUCUGCUACGUAAAUCAAGUCUUGCAACGGAAUGGGAAGACUGGUUAGCAUUUGGAGACUGGAAGGGUUGCGCUGUUGUCCUCAGUGCAGCACGUGGUUUAGAGGCUUGGUCUUCACCCUCCGCUAGCGUGGAGCCUAUGGUGGGCACUGCUCAUGCACUUCUGCUCCCUUGAUGGGUAUCGGAAGGCCAGUGCUUGGUGUGAGGAGCCGUGUAUGCCCUGUGAUAAGGGUCCCAGCCGUAGCCCCUGUAAUUAAACACCUUCGUGGCAGUUCACGACCCAUGCUGAAAUACUGGGACCUGUGAUGCUCAGCGGCGGCCUGCAGCUGAGGCCGGCUCAAAGGGACUGAAAGCCAAGGGAAGUUAGCAGUUCCUGUGCUGUUCGACACCAUGUUUCAUCUCCUCUGUGCUGAAGACAACUUAUUCAAAGAUAAGACCUGUGAACAAAAGUCUAUGUAAGGGAAAAACUGGACUAAGGAUUUUGGUUUUCAUUUGCUUGCGCCUAUAAACAGACUGCUUAGUGAUAAGUGAGACUCCUUACGCUCUUGCGAUGAGUAACUUCUUGUGCCGGAGGCUGAGGGGACCAAGCAUUCCCAUAAUCCCCAAAACAGACUCCACAUAAUCCUUAGAGGUGUUUUUUGUAAUAUACCACAUACUUUUCAAACUAAACGGUUUCCCUGGAACAUAUUUAACCAAUAAAAAAAAAAAAUCAUUGCUCUGCAUGCAUUGCCACUGUUCUACGUGUGGCUUGGUCUGGCCUAAUAUUUCCUAGGCAGUAAAGCAAGUCCUGACUAAUGAAACAAAAACUACUAUUGAAAUGAACGCUAUUCCUGUUCCUUCAGCAUGAUAGCAACACUAAAACGUGCACCACUUCCAGUGGGCUUAUCCUGCAUAAACACAGGUUUUAGCUGAUGCCAGUUAGGCAGAGCCCACAAUUUUAGGCAGCCUAAGCUUUCCCAGGCUCUGUACUUUGCUCAUACUCCUUUUAAACCUCAUUUGCUGCGUUUUUAAUUCCCAUGUCAUACAGAUGUUUACAGAGAAUCUUCCUGAUCUAGAACAAUGUAUGACGAAGAGAAGGUAAAUGAUUAUAAAAACCGACAUGUUUCCUCAAAAGUACCCCUGGAACAACCAAAAAGUUGCCUGUUACAGACCUCUGCUGGUGUACUGAAACCUGAACAGGUCUUGUGCUGUUUGUGAAAAAGUUGUCUUGGAAAAAGUGGAAGAUGGUUUUUAAAUAAAUCAUAGUUUUCAUUUGUAACUGG
Messenger RNA from Phalacrocorax carbo (great cormorant), 2824 nucleotides. NCBI's taxonomy places the organism in Eukaryota, Metazoa, Chordata, Aves, Suliformes, Phalacrocoracidae. The record is from RefSeq and is a predicted model, not a curated record.